AGAACGCGACCGCGAUGAGACGGAGCCUUCAGCGGACCUGCGCGCUGGCCCUGCUGCUGCUGCUGCCCCUGGUGUGGGCGGCGGCGGACCAGCAGACGGAAGGGGCGGGGCCGGGGGCGGUGGUGGAGGCCGAAGUGGAGGCGGAGGAGCUGCCGGACAGCCAGGUGGAGCUUCUGGACGGCGGAAUCCUGCAUCCGCCCCCGCCUCCACCCCCACCGGCGCCACAGGGCGCGCCGCCUCAGGGACCGCCGCCGCCCACUCCGCCCCCACAAGUUUCGCCCUCUGCCACUGUUACCGAAAACAAGCAGCCGUCGCCCCCAGAGGAGACGCCGGAAGACGUCGAGCUGAUCCGGCCCGUUGCGCCGCUGGCUCCGGCGCCCGGCUCACGCGGGAAGGGCAGGAAAAUGCCGUCGGCCACUGCGUCGGGGAAGUACGCCUACGACACCAACUUCAUGUGCGACAAGAACCGCGUGGCGCCGCCCAACCAGGCGACCACGUCGGGCACCCCGUACCUGCUGACGGAGAACCGGCUGCGCCAGAUCCGCUCGGAGUUCAUGUACUGCUACUUCGACCAGGGCGGCAACUCGGACGACAAGGGCGACUACCAGACGGACCUGCACUCCUCCAUGCCGCAGAUCCAUAAGAACCUCAACUUCCAGCUGCCAUUCUAUGGCUUCCGUUACAACUACACCAGGCUCUCGAUGCACGGCUACCUGGAGUUCAGCGACCCGCCGGAGCACUACACGUACCCGCUGUCGUUCCCCAACAAGGACUGGCCCAAGAAGAACGACCCGGCCUUCAUCGGCAUCUUCUUCAGCAAGAUGCGCAUCGGCAAGAUCCGCCAGGAGGAGGAGGACCAGCGCCAGCCGGGCGUCUACUUCCGGCUGGAGCGCGACCUGCAGGCGCGCACCGACCAGAUCGGCGUCGAGAUGCGCGAGCGCGUCAAGUGGGACGUGCGCGAGGGCGUCGUCGGCGCAGACACCUUCGAUCCCAAGCACCUCAUCAUCGUCACCUGGAAGAACAUGUCCUUCGCCGGCGGCAUCGACAACUCGCUCUACAAGACUAACACUUUCCAGAUGGUCCUUGCUACAGAUGAAGUUUUCACUUAUGCAAUAUUCAAUUAUCUGAACAUCCAGUGGACAUCUCAUACAGAAGCAGGAGGUGAUACUACAGGCGGAGAAGGUGGUGUUCCUGCUUAUGUUGGUUUCAAUGCUGGCAAUGGCACACAAAGUUAUGAGUAUCUCCCAUAUUCACAAAUGUCAACAGUUAGAGAUCUUCCAGGAAGAGGCUGGGGAAACGGAUUUCCAGGGAGGCACAUAUUUCGCAUUGAUGAGAAGAUAAUGCCUGGCACCUGCAACAAGGACAUAGCUGGCGCCAAUCUACCAUUGGUCUUUGCUCCUGAGAGUGGCAAUAUGCUGGGUGGCACAAUAGUAAAUAUCACUGGGCCAUGUUUCAAACCAACAGACAAGGUGACCUGCAGGUUUGAUUACAGAGAAGUCAGAGGCACUGUUGUUGACACAAAUAGAGCAGUGUGUGUCCAACCAUUUGUAAUGGGAGAAGGUUAUAUACCUUUUGAAAUUACAGUAAAUGAAGGGAGGUAUGACUGGAAAGGAAAAUUCUUUCUCGAAACUCCUGCAACUGCAGAAGAAAAAAUUACAUUUGACACAAAUGAUGUCCAUCUAAAGAGCCCAGCAGAGAUACUAAUUAAGUGGGACAGUGCAAACUUGACAAGUAAUUCAGCAGCACAACUGACAAUAUCUCUUUGGGGCUACCGAGAGUCCCGUAAGAUGCCUGAGUUAGUGUAUAUUGAUAUACUGGAGACUGGUACACCAAAUGCUGGAUCAUUCACUAUUGCACCAGCAAAUUUUCGCAACAGGAACAAUUACCUGGUGACAGAUGCACAUUUUGGCUUUAUACAGAUCAACCUAACCAAUCCUGAGAUAUAUGCUGGUUCAUCAAUCUCACCUGUCAUAUGGAGUCGUCCUAUUCCUCUUGGGUGGUACUUUGGUCCACAAUGGGAAAGACAGUAUGGUACAGACUGGCCUGCAAAUAUGUGUGAUGAUUGGUUAAUGAACGAUCGCUACUUGAAGAGCUUUGCAAAUGACAUCCCACAAUGUCCUUGUGAUCUGGAGCAUGCUCUUGUUGAUAAGGGCCGCUUCAUGCCAGACUACGACUGUGAUAAGGAUGCCAAUCAUAAGUGUUUCUACCAUGAGGGUGCAGUACACUGUCUUCGAUCAGGAAUUCCAAGUCUGGGAGGAUCAGAGCAACAAUGCUGCUAUGAUAAGAAGGGAUAUCUGAUGAUGACGUAUGACCAGCAGUGGGGCAGCCGUCCACAUCGAUCACAUAACUUCGGGCAGCUCCCAUGGAAUGAACCUAAUAAGGUCCCCACUCUCUCGCAGUGGUUUCAUGACAUGGUUCCAUAUUACUUCUGUUGCCACUGGCAGGAUAUUGAGGCUGUUGGUUGUGAAACAUAUCGAUAUGAAAGACGCCCAACACAGGAUUGUAUAGGCUACCAAGCACCUGCCAUAGGAACAGUUUUUGGCGACCCACAUUUUAUCACAUUUGAUAAUGUUGAGUAUACGUUCAAUGGAAAAGGAGAAUUUGUGCUGGUUCGAGUGGACACAGAAAAGCUGAGGUUAGAUGUCCAAGGCCGGUUUGAACAAAUGCCAAAGAAUGUUUAUGGAGAAGUAAUGGCAACGCAACUGACAGCUAUUGCUGCAAAAGAAAAUUCUUCAGCUACUAUUGAAGUCCGAUUAAGGCCAGAGUAUGCAAGAUGGAGGUACCACCUUGAUGUACUUGCUGACGGGAAGAAGAUAUAUUUUGACCGGAAUGCUCUAAGGGUUCAGCAUUUUACUGGUGUGACUGUGUACACUCCAACGUAUCUUAUUAACCAGUCAGAAGUUGUCAUUAUGUUCCAGUCAGGAACUGGUGUUGAAGUUGUUGAGAACAAAGGAUACCUGACAGCUAGAGUGUACUUACCCUGGACAUUAAUUAAUCAGACCCGUGGGCUUCUGGGAAAUUGGAGUUUUGAUGUAGAAGAUGAAUUCACAUUGCCUGAUGGCUUGGUUGUAAAUCCAAGCACAAAUAUCAAUAACUUUGAAAGGGUGCACAAGGACUUUGGAAUUAAAUGGAUACUGGGAGAUACUGUGAAAGAGGGAGUAGGAGGGUCCUUAUUUGUGAAUGAGUACUCUCGAAGUUCCAGCUAUUAUGCAAAUGAGUCAUUUGUUCCUGAGUAUCGUACAGAUUUGCUGGAAAUUAUCCCUAGUAACAGGUCAAAAGAUAGGACUGAUGCUGAGUUCUACUGCAAAGAUUCAUAUCAGUGCAAGUAUGACUACGCAAUGACUGUCAAUAGGGAUGUUGCUGAAUUCACAAAGAACUAUUAUGCAAGUUACACAGAAAUCAGAGAAAUUACGGAGGCAAAAGUUAUUUCAUGUGGUGUGCUGGAAACACCACGAUUUGGUCGAAAGAGCACUUUUGAAUAUGUACCUGGAACAGUGGUAACUUUUGAGUGCAAUCAAGAUUACGUUCUGGUUGGUGAUAUGCGGAGGUCUUGUGGUGCAAAUGGACAGUGGAAUAUACCUGAGUAUGGGUACACUGAAUGCUUACGUCAAUACGAAUACUCAUCACGACAAAUGGCAAUUACGUCAGGUAUUGUUCUAGCAGUAUUGGUAGUACUGCUACUGUUAAUUGCCUUGGGGUGGUAUUGUUGGUACAAAGAAUCAAGUGCAAAAAGUACUGCCAAAUCCUGGGACUAUGAGACAGUACAACUGAGAAAAGCAUCCAAUCAGAUGGCAUUACCCAACAAAGUUGAAGCAGAUGGCAGACGAACAACAGGCAGUGAUCGUAGUAGUAGUUUGAGUAGCACCAGUAGUGGCUUGAAGAAGCGCCUUUAUGAUGGUGUGUACCGUACGGGUGAACCAUUACCUGACAGGCCAAGCGAAGAAUUCAAGGAAAAAUUGUGGGACUUAGCAGAGGAAGUGGCAGAUAGCAGUGUUAUUAGUAGUGACAUCACACCAUCUGAUGUCAGUAGUAACAACACUUAUAGUCGGCGGCAAACUGAUAUUUUUUGAAGUUUAUUGGUGCUUAGUGAAGAGUCUAAAUAAGUCAGGUAAAUUGUCACUGGAAUGAAUUUAAGCUAAAUAGCCACAUUUUUGUGUUCCUACUAUUGUUACUUCUUUAUUUUCUGAAUAAUGGUGUAUUCAGUACUCACGUAACUGUAUGUGUGUACAGGUUGUCUAAACUUUUCGUGGUAUGUUGGAAGUCAGGCAUACACUGAGAAAGGUUGUGCUGAUAAGUGAGAGUGGAAAAUCUAACAAGAGUUAUUAUUUGUUUACCAUAGACACAAAUAUCCUUAGUUUUUUAUGUAGUGACAACCAUGACAUUCAAGUUAUUUCCAUUUAUCAAAUUACAUGGUAAACUCGGAAACAUUUGAGAGCAGUAUUCUGCUACCUAAUGAAUGCACCAAACAGAUAUGAAGACAAUGUUGUGAAAUGCUUUCCACUGGUUUGGACUGAAAGUAAUGUCACAGGUAUUUAAGUGUUGAGUAUAUAGAAAAUCAUGAAGCAUUUUUGAUCAGAAUACCACCAAUAUACAAAAAAACCUGCUAUUUAACAAAGAAAUAGUGGGUGAUAUGUGAACAAAGCAUCACGGCUUUGUUAAAUAUGGCUUGAGUCAUGUUUUGAUGGCAAUACUGACGUUUAUUAAAAUGAUAGGAAGAUGUAUAAGAAGAAACUCUUUAGACUGGUUUCUAUACAAAGUAAACAAUUACAACAAAACAGACAUUAUGUGUCAUUCAUUUAUUCAUUUGAUCACAACUGACAUUAAUGCUAUUCUGGAAAGUCCUGGAUGGAAUACCAGCAAUAUAAAAACUGAAGGUAACCAAUAACUCUGCAGCUAAGGUGUUGAGUGAAAGACAUAAGUUCAGUCUCAUUUGUGUGGCUUUGUGUGUCUAUCUGCCACUCAGUGCAUCAGUUAUUUGGUUAGUGGUUAUACUUACUCUUUCUAUUGUUUUUAUUGUUUUUAGAUCUCUCUGAACACACUGUUAUGCACUUUGUUGUAAGUGAAGUCAGUGUGAAAUUUUUGUAAAAUACUACAUCACUUUGUGUGAGUUAUUCAGAUUUUCUAUGAAAAGCUGCUUUUUUUCUCUUUUUUUUGGUAAAAAAUAAAGAAUGAUGCAGAUCAAUUGGCCAGAUACCUCUG
Molecule: messenger RNA, 5199 nt
Organism: Schistocerca nitens (vagrant locust)
Lineage: Eukaryota; Metazoa; Arthropoda; Insecta; Orthoptera; Acrididae
Gene: mesh
Product: protein mesh
Exons: 20
Coding region: 15-4070 (1351 amino acids)
Biological process (GO): cell-matrix adhesion
Source: RefSeq, a predicted model, not a curated record